Arvicanthis niloticus (Nile rat) is the source of this 3258-nucleotide messenger RNA. The record is from RefSeq and is a predicted model, not a curated record. Lineage: Eukaryota; Metazoa; Chordata; Mammalia; Rodentia; Muridae.
UGACAGUCCCUUGCCAGGUGGAGCUGGCUUUACCAGGCCGCUAAAAAGAAGGAGGAGGAGGACCCACCCGCAGUCUCCUCUCAGCAAAGCUGUAGCUGAGUGGAUGCUUCAGAUCUGACGUGGACCUUCCCUGGAGAGCUGCCUCAGAGUGGGGAGCAGUCCCAGAGUCUGACUGAGACCUUCUGCCUAGCUGGAAGCCUACGUGUGCCCAGAAUGUCUGCCUCUCCAGAGAGCGUGAGCCAGAAGUAUCAGUAUCGAAACAUGACAGUGAAUGAGUGUUUCCAGUCCCGGAGCACUGUCCUCCAGGGGCAGCCCUUUGGGGGGAUCCCCACUGUGCUUGUAUUGAACAUCAUCUUAUGGGUGUUCGUUGUCUUGCUUUACUCCUUCCUCCGGAAAGCUGCGUGGGACUAUGGGCGUCUGGCUCUGCUGAUACACAAUGACAGCCUGACCUCGCUGAUCUAUGGGGAGCAAAGUGAGAAGUCAUCUCCUUCGGAGGUUUCCUUGGAGGCGGAACGCAGGGACAGGGGCUUCUAUUCCUGGUUCUUCAACAGCCUAACCAUGAGGGACCGGGACCUGAUCAACAAGUGCGGGGAUGAUGCGCGCAUUUACAUCAUGUUCCAGUAUCACCUCAUCAUCUAUGUGCUCAUCCUCUGCAUCCCCUCCCUGGGCAUCAUUUUGCCCAUUAACUACAUUGGAACUGUUCUGGACUGGAGUAGUCACUUUGGUCGGACCACCAUUGUCAAUGUCUCUAUAGAGAGCAGGUUCCUGUGGCUGCAUAGCCUCUUCGCUUUCUUGUACUUCCUCAUCAACUUCGCCUUCAUGGGUCACCACUGCUUGGGAUUUGUGCCAAAGAAGAACCUCCAUUUCACGAGGACAUUGAUGAUCACCUAUGUACCCACUGAAAUCCAGGAUCCUGAGAUCAUCAGCAAGCACUUCCAUGAGGCCUAUCCUGGGUGUGUGGUGACCAGAGUCCAUUUCUGCUAUGACGUCAGGAACCUGAUUGACUUGGAUGAUCAAAGGCGCCAUGCCAUGCGGGGCAGGCUCUACUACACCGCCAAGGCUAAGAAGAGUGGGAAAGUGAUGAUCAAGACUCAUCCUUGUUCCCGUCUGUGUUUCUGCAAGUGUUGGACCUGCUUCAAGGAGGUAGAUGCAGAGCAGUACUAUAGUGAGCUGGAGGAGCAGCUGACCGACGAGUUCAAUGCCGAGCUCAACCGUGUCCAGCUGAAGAGGCUUGACCUGGUCUUUGUCACCUUCCAGGAUGCCAAGACAGUGAGAAGAAUCUAUAAUGAUUUCAAGUGCAUCUAUUGCGGUAGACACCCUGAGCAGUCUUCAGUAACGACCAUCGUCAAAAACUACCACUGGAGAGUCGUUCAUGCUCCUCACCCCAAAGACAUCAUCUGGAAACAUCUGUCCAUCCGCCGCUUCAGUUGGUGGACUCGCUUUAUCGCCAUCAACACCUUCCUGUUCUUCCUCUUCUUCUUUCUCACCACGCCUGCCAUCAUCAUCAACACCAUCGACAUGUACAAUGUCACACGCCCCAUUGAGAAAUUGCAGAGCCCAGUCGUGACUCAGUUCUUCCCCUCUGUACUGCUCUGGGCCUUCACUGUGAUAAUGCCUCUGCUGGUCUACUUCUCUGCCUUCCUAGAGGCCCACUGGACGAGAUCAAGUCAGAAUCUGAUCAUAGUGCACAAAUGCUACAUCUUCCUGGUGUUUAUGGUGGUCAUUCUGCCCUCCAUGGGGCUGACCAGUCUGAAUGUGUUUUUUCGCUGGCUCUUCGACAUCUACUAUCUUGAACAUGCGACCAUCAGGUUCCAGUGCGUGUUCCUCCCGGACAAUGGUGCGUUCUUUGUCAACUACGUGAUCACUGCAGCUCUGCUCGGUACAGGCAUGGAGCUGAUGCGUCUAGGGUCACUCUUCACGUAUUGUACCCGCCUCUUCUUAUCCAGAUCAGAGCCAGAAAGAGUUCACAUCAGAAAGAACCAGGCCACGGAUUUCCAAUUUGGACGAGAGUACGCAUGGAUGUUGAACAUCUUCAGCGUGGUGAUGGCAUAUAGCAUCACUUGUCCUAUAAUUGUUCCAUUUGGGCUGCUAUAUCUGUGCAUGAAGCACAUCACAGACCGCUACAACAUGUACUACUCCUACGCGCCCACCAAACUGAACGCACAGAUCCACAUGGCUGCUGUCUACCAGGCCAUUUUUGCCCCGCUCUUGGGGGUCUUCUGGAUGCUCUUCUUCUCCAUCCUGCGAGUAGGUUCCCUCCACCGCAUCACUUUAUUCUCCUUGUCUAUCCUCCUCCUGUCCGUCAUCAUUGCUUUUUUGGGCAUUUUUCUGGGGAAGCUCCGGAUUGCCCAUCGGUAUAAGCCUGAGGAAGAAACAGAGACUGUGUUUGAUGUGGAACCGAGCAGCACAACCUCCACUCCCACCUCCCUUCUGUACGUGGCCACCGUGCUACAGGAGCCAGAGCUGAACCUGACCCCCGCCUCCUCCCCAGCCCGGCACACCUAUGGCACCAUGAACAGCCAACCAGAAGAGGGAGAAGAAGAGAACAGUCUGAGGGGCUUUGCAAGGGAGCUGGACUCAGCCCAGUUCCAGGAAGGGCUGGAACUGGAGGGCCAGAACCACUGAUUAGGACUCCAGUCAGGGGGCCAGGGGAGAGCCUGGCAGGGGAAGGCAGGAAGGAGCUCCCUCCCACAGAUUUUGGGAAGCUCCUGAUGGAGACAUCUGUCACCCUGUGGCCCUGUGAAGAGCCGAAUCUGCUGACCAGCCAGAAAGGGCAGGAUGGGGUGGAGAAGGCUUACAUCAUGUUUCUGGGAGUAAUAGUUGAAGUCCAGGACACAAGAGACUGUCUGCUGUGUGUCUUGCUGGGGUCAAACUGGUGCAUAAGGGAAGAGGUAGGAAGAAGCCCAUUGACAGCUUUCUGGGGGGUUCAUCAUCCCCUACCCCACUCCAGCUACCCAUUGAGGAUUGUCCAAGACCACCAUCCUCCACUGCAGUCUGAGCAGAAAAAAGGGAUGUGUACUGGGCCUUGUGAAAAAGGCACCGGUGGCUGUCUCAUCACAGGUUUCCCCACAGAGCGUCUGGAAGCUCUGUACAUCACCCUCUAAGCAAGGGGCAGCUGGGACAAGCCUGGGAAGUUACUGAGGUCUUCUCUGUUUCUCUGCUCUGCUAUCUACUUAUAAUGGUGGCUGGGACAGCUACUCAGGCUUAUUAAAGGAGACCUACAUGCAUGUGGUAAAGGAAACCAUGCCUAAUCCUUGC